Messenger RNA from Morchella sextelata, 2412 nucleotides. RefSeq lists its product as uncharacterized. Bases 1 to 2412 code for a protein of 803 amino acids. NCBI's taxonomy places the organism in Eukaryota, Fungi, Ascomycota, Pezizomycetes, Pezizales, Morchellaceae. The record is from RefSeq and is a predicted model, not a curated record. The transcript has a single exon.
AUGUCAGUCUCUUUUCCUCAAAACGGGACAGUCGACUGGACAUCCUUGACUUCAAUGACGGUAUCCGUGCCGCUUACUCUGAUGAGUCGACUAUCACAAGCCGGGGUAGACCAAUACACUCUUGAGCUUGUCAAGUUCUAUGGGCAAUUCAUGAACCUGCCGAGCCAACAUCUCGAGGUCGUGGAAAAAAGCCUCCUGCAAGCAAAAAAGUUCGGUUUCUCAGCCAACGCUCUUUUCGUGGGUACCGGCAUAUCAUUGGUUCCAUCACUAUUGGCGAGAACUAGAGGAGGAAUAGCCUUUGCUGCAGUCACAAUGGCUCUUCGCGCCUCCUUCGAAGCAAACUUCGCAGCGAGAGUAUUAUCGGAAUGGCUGAGCUUUUUUGAGAGACCAGCGGAGCUUUCAUUACCAUCGGUAAGCCAACUUCAAGCUCUUGGCAAUGAAGUUGCUGGCUGCCCUAUCGACCCGGAAAUAGGCCAUGUUAUUUGGGGGCUCGAGAAAUUGUUUGCAAAGAAUUCAGGGACAACGCAGGUCAAGACAGCCAAGAGCGUGAUAGCGCCUCCUCAUGCCCAAGAUUUAGCCAGUGCUAUCCAUACUAUAAUCACCAUACGACCAGGUCAGAAUGUUGUUAUGAGGUUCAAAUCAUCUGUCGGACCAAGUGCGACCUGGCUCGCAGCGUUUGCCUCUAAGACAGUUGGGCUAAGUGUUUCCUUGGAGAUUGGUAAUAAAAUCGUCUGGGAACAGCAAGAGAAAUAUUCCACCGCGUCAGGAUCUCGUGGUCACCUUCGCCUGGUGAUUGAGGCGUCGAUGGAUCCGGGAAACCCUAAUCAACUUCAAGUCCUCAAAUCAGCAUCUGUUGAGAUCACCCUACAACGCCAGGAAGCAAAGGUGGAAACUUCUUUCAGAAUAUCCCCCCAACCAGUUAUAGAUAGAAUGCUCGAAGACAUUUUCGAUAAUGCCGAGCAGCAAAAUUUGGCGAGGGAAUGCAUUUGCAAGGCGGCGCAUCAUCUUUCUCAGAAACCAGCCGUCUUUGUCAACCAGACCGGCAUAUCGAAAAGCCCAAGGGUUACCGCCACAUACCUGAUAAACAAGAAUCAAACAAAAGCUGCCCUUAUGAUGCUCGGGAUCGAUUCUGACUCCAUAGACCUCUGGACUACAGAAGCAAAGGCAGUUAUGGCCAAAGGACAAACACAAAAGAUUCUGGAUAGAAACGAACCACUGCCGAAAUGGACCAUGGAAGAAAAUUUGACGGACCAACUUGGUCUGCCCUUCCUCGCCGCAUUUAAGAGGCUACAUGAUGCAAGCAAGCAGACGUUUUCAGCCAAAGAACUCGGAUCUUGGACAAAAUCGCGUCUUGAUGAUUUCAAGAGGAUUCUUAUUCUUUGGACAGUGUUUACAUUUGUCUCUGUACUGGUCCCAGGUAAGGAUGUUAUAAAUCUUGAUGGCAGAGCGUGCAAUGGGAUAGAGAAGGCAAAUGGGGUCUUUUCGUCCUUUAAUUCUUUGUGGCAACUGUAUUAUUGUAAGUUGAAUGACAAGGGAUUUAUGGAGUAUGUCAAAAUUCAAUCUACAUUCGGUUUUGGCGCUCAGGAAGUAUUCGAUAUUGGCGGUCAGGAAGGUAUCUUCAAGACGUACUGUCUUACAACUUCGGCGGUUCACUCGCUCGCUUUCGAUUUACUUGGAGGUUAUACGGAGGCGUUCAGUACUUCGAAUGGCGACACCGCUGGAGCCGUUAAUGGGGGUACUUUUGUUGUGAUGAGCACUCUUCUCGAAUCGAAUCCAGCACGACCAAGAGAUGCAAUGACUAUUUUCGUAGGCCAAGGGGCAAUCUUUGUUAACCAACAAGCAACGUCCUGCCUAAAAUCUCUCAGCCGAGGUUUUAACGAACCAUUAGAAUUUAAACCGUCCUCCGAGUUUCAAGCAUUUGGCCAAGCACACCCGUAUAUCCCAGGGAGCAAGGAUUCAAGCGAUCUUACACAGAUAAAGAUUAAUACGAGUCUCUACGUUUCCGAGAAGCCCGAUAUAUCGUAUGCGGCUUGGUCGCUGAAUGGUCGCGAUGGAACCGACGUGCUAUUCGACGUGCUACUCUCCCCACAUCAAAUCUUGCACAAUAUUGUUCAUGCCCACUUUAUAGACUUUGACGCACCAGCCAGUCAAAUCCCCUCGUUUUUUAUAGAGAAACCCUUCUCCGAGAGAUAUAAAGCGGACGAGCUAUUUGUCGAGAAUGUGGAGGAGUUGUGUUCUGGGCGCACCAAUGGUUUGGUCCAGCUGGCCAUGGCCUCGAAAAAUCAUGCAGCGCAGAUAUUGGCCUUCCAUUACGCUUUGUGCAAUAACUUGAUUGUAUAUGUUUGUCCUUUUGACCAGCUGGAAUCCGUUUCCCCUCGAUAUCCGGGGGAAGCUUGUGUGAUAGUUACAUGA